This is a messenger RNA of Rotaria sp. Silwood1, 291 nucleotides long. NCBI's taxonomy places the organism in Eukaryota, Metazoa, Rotifera, Eurotatoria, Philodinida, Philodinidae. The record is from the annotation of a GenBank genome assembly.
AUGGAAUUUGCAUUUCCAAGAACUCAAAACCAAGUCGAAGCGUGGCAUAGACGCUGGGCAAUAUUAAUUGCUCGAUCUCAUGCUGGUAUUCUUACUAUUAUAAAACAAAUUCAAAAAGAACAAAAUGAAGUUAAAAUGGAAAUCGAAAAAGCAAUGCGCGGCGAACCAGCUCCAAAGAAGCGCAAAGAAGACGCAAAUAAAGAAACCAGAAUUCAAAAUGUUAUUGCUGACCGUGGUAAUAGAUCAACUAUGGAUUUUCUUCGAGGCAUUGUCCAUAAUCUUUCACUUUGA